Molecule: messenger RNA, 450 nt
Organism: Silurus meridionalis
Lineage: Eukaryota; Metazoa; Chordata; Actinopteri; Siluriformes; Siluridae
Product: cilia- and flagella-associated protein 251-like
Exons: 1
Source: RefSeq, a predicted model, not a curated record
GAAGAAGGAGAAGAAGAAGAAGAAGAAGAAGAAGAAGAAGAAGAAAAAGGAAAAGAAGAAGAAGAAUAAUAAUAAUAAGAAGAAGAAGAAAGAGCAGAAGAAGAAGAAGAAGAAGAAAGAAGAAGAAAAAGGAAGAAGAAGAAAGAAGAAGAAGAAGAAGAAGAAGGAAGAAGAAGAAGAGAAGAAGAAGAAGAAGAAGAAGAAGAAGAAGAAGAAGAAGAAGAAGAAGAAGAAGAAGAAGAAGAAGAAGAAGAGAAGAAGAAGAAGAAGAAGAAGAAGAAGAAGAAGAAGAAGAAGAAGAAGAAGAAGAAGAAGAAGAAGAAGAAGAAGAAGAAGAAGAAGAAGAAGAAGAAGAAGAAGAAGAAGAAGAAGAAGAAGAAGACGUGGGGUGUGGUUUUACAUCUUACCAUUAGAUGGCAGUAUGUAACACUUGUUUCCUAUCACACAUAA